Caenorhabditis remanei is the source of this 840-nucleotide messenger RNA. RefSeq lists its product as uncharacterized. The transcript has 2 exons. Lineage: Eukaryota; Metazoa; Nematoda; Chromadorea; Rhabditida; Rhabditidae. The record is from RefSeq and is a predicted model, not a curated record. Bases 1 to 840 code for a protein of 279 amino acids.
AUGGCAACUGCACCAAAAUAUGAAUUGAAAGGAAACCUCCGAAUGCGUGAUGAACCUGAUCCAGAAGUUGAAGCAAGACCACAAAAAAUACCGAAAACUGUGAUGGUAACUGGAGCGAAUCGGGGAAUCGGAUUGGGUCUAGUUCAACAUUUUCUGGAAUACGAUGGGAUUGAACUUCUCAUUGCCACGUGUAGAAAUCCAGAGAAGGCGGAUGAAUUGAAUAAAUUGAAAGAUGAUAAAAGACUUCAUAUAAUUGCAUUGGAUGUGGAUGAUGAUGACUCAAUUAAGAAGGUAUUCGAUGAAGUUUCUUCGUUGGUUUCAUCAAAUGGACUGAAUGUUUUAAUCAAUAAUGCUGGAAUACUACUCCCCUAUGAAGUCGACGGACCGAUGAUCUGUCGAAAGACAAUGUUGAAACAAUUAGAGACAAAUUCUGUUUCAGUGGCAAUCGUCACUCAAACAUUUCUUCCUCUUUUAAAGAUUGCAUCAAGUCUGGAAGAGGGUGAAGAGGUUCGAAUUGAUCGAGCAGCAAUCAUUAACAUCUCUUCAACAAUGGCUUCAAUUGCGAAGAAUGAUGGAUGCUUCUCGGGGCCAAUGACAGCGUACCGAAUGAGUAAAUCAGCUCUCAACUCUUUCUCUCGUCAAUCAUUCAUGGAACUCUCAAAAUAUCAUAUUCUCGUCACUUCGUUCUGUCCUGGAUGGGUUCGUACUGAUAUGGGUGGUGAGAAUGCAGAUCUUGAUGUGAAUGAAUCGACACGUACUCUUUCUGCAAACAUUCUUCGCCUCGAUUCUCGAAAUAAUGGACUUUAUUUCGACAGAUUCUUGCAUCCAAUUCCAAAUUAA